This is a messenger RNA of Mugil cephalus (flathead mullet), 2064 nucleotides long. It is a transcript of the gene polb, whose product is annotated as polymerase (DNA directed), beta. Gene Ontology annotation, molecular function: DNA-directed DNA polymerase activity; DNA binding. The record is from RefSeq and is a predicted model, not a curated record. Gene Ontology annotation, cellular component: nucleus. Bases 149 to 1159 code for a protein of 336 amino acids. Gene Ontology annotation, biological process: double-strand break repair via nonhomologous end joining. The transcript has 14 exons. NCBI's taxonomy places the organism in Eukaryota, Metazoa, Chordata, Actinopteri, Mugiliformes, Mugilidae.
GUGUGUUCGUCAUUGUUCGGCGUGAGCUAGCCUUAGCCAAGUUGCUAGUCAGAGGCUAGUUGAGAAUAAAAGACGUCUAAACUUCACACACACGCAUAUAAGUUCGCUUGACUUUCCACCGUACAGCUGAGAGUGUGUGAAAACUACAAUGAGCAAGAGGAAAGCGCCACAGGAGUCCCCAAACGAGGGAAUAACAGACUUUCUUGUCGAGCUGGCCAACUACGAGAAAAAUGUCAACAGAGCCAUACACAAGUACAAUGCAUACAGGAAAGCUGCAUCUACCAUUUCUAAAUACCCUCAAAAGAUCAAAAAUGGAGAAGAGGCCAAGAAACUGGAUGGUGUUGGAGCUAAAAUAGCAGAAAAGAUUGAUGAGUUCCUGCAAACUGGCAAACUAAGGAAACUGGAAAAGAUUAGAAAUGAUGACACCAGCACUUCCAUCAACCUCCUCACCAGAGUCACUGGAAUUGGCCCUGCUGCUGCCAGGAAGUUUUUUGAGGAUGGGGUGAAGACUUUAGACGAUUUGAAAAAGAUUGAGCACAAGUUAAACCAUCAUCAACAGAUUGGACUGAAGUACUUUGAAGAAUUCGAGAAAAGAAUUCCACGUGCCGAGAUGGAACAAAUGGAGACUCUUAUUCUUGGAGAGCUGGAAAAAAUCGAUACAGAAUAUAUUGGAACAAUUUGCGGGAGCUACAGGAGAGGGGCAGCCUCGAGUGGGGAUAUUGAUAUAUUGUUGACCCACCCAGACUACACCUCCGAGACCGAAAAACAACCCAAGCUUCUCCAUGCUGUGGUCGAACAUUUGGAGGCAAUUGGCUUUGUGACUGACACUCUGUCCAAAGGGGACACUAAGUUCAUGGGAGUCUGCCAGCUGCAGCAGAGUGAUGAAGACGAGGAGGAAUACCUGCACAGGCGUAUUGAUAUCAGGUUAAUUCCCAAGGACCAGUACUACUGUGGAGUUCUGUAUUUCACUGGAAGUGACAUCUUUAAUAAAAAUAUGAGAACUCAUGCUCUGGAGAAGGGCUUCACUCUUAAUGAGUACACCAUACGGCCACUUGGGGUCACUGGUGUGGCAGGAGAGCCUCUGUUGGUGGAUAGUGAGAGAGACAUCUUUGAAUACAUCCAUUACAAAUACAGAGAGCCAAAGGACCGCAGCGAGUGAAGAAAAGAACCGUUUUUACAUUUACAUCUGUAUUCAAAGCAACAGCUUUCCUGUAAACAAAUGUGUGUGUUGCUGUUAUUCUUUCACCGUCCGUGUUUGCCAUUGAAAAGAAAACUGUGAAAGCCAUUCUGGUUAUUUGUUUUGAAAAAACGUCUUUAGUUGAAAUCAUCCCUCGCAAUUAGAUUUUAACAUAAAAAUGUGGGUUCUUUGGACGAGAAAAUUACGAUAUUUUCCAUGGUUAUGUACCCUUGUGAAUGAGUUUUAACUCAUUUUUUUAAACAGAUUUGUAAAUCAUGCUAAACAAUAACUUAUUUUUUACCUCACUUGUACAUUUUUUUAUACACCAAAAACAGGAUUAUGACCUGAGAGAUGUAAUGCCAAUGUGAUUUGUUGUCCUUCCUGAGCUACGAGAACCACCAUCAUCAAGGCAUUGUUUUUCAAUAUUUUUAUUUGCAAAGUUUUUAAAUUAUGAUACAUUUUUAUGCUCCAGUUUAGACAACCCGAAGAUUUGUAAGUACAAGAACAUGGAAACUUUAUAGAAUUAAUUAGCUCACUUCCUGUUAUGGACUACUUUGGUGCAAAUUGGUUUUCUUCAAUUGCUGGUUGAUAAGUAAAUGUAGUGGUAGACUUGCUAAGGUUAUUGCAUGUACUUGUGUGAAAAUUAUUACAUGUAUUAUUAGGUCAAGACAUUAUUGUGUGUUCAAAGCUUGUCAGGUCUGCAAAAUAUAAACGUGAGAUAUUACUACAGCAUAAAACUUGAAUGUUAGAAUUAGGAGUAUGUUUGAGCUUGGACGGUUGCAGAUAAUCAAAAAAUAUUUAAGGGGGAAAAAAGGAAAUCUGUGGAGUUGAUGUCCAAUUUUUUGAUUUUAAGUAUGUAUGACUGAAAUAAAUGGGUAAGAAAAGUU